Scheffersomyces amazonensis is the source of this 2803-nucleotide messenger RNA. It is a transcript of the gene AKL1, whose product is annotated as serine/threonine protein kinase. Gene Ontology annotation, biological process: protein phosphorylation; actin cortical patch assembly; actin filament organization. NCBI's taxonomy places the organism in Eukaryota, Fungi, Ascomycota, Pichiomycetes, Serinales, Debaryomycetaceae. The coding region runs from base 92 to 2767 and encodes 891 amino acids. The transcript has a single exon. The record is from RefSeq and is a predicted model, not a curated record. Gene Ontology annotation, cellular component: cytoplasm. Gene Ontology annotation, molecular function: protein serine/threonine kinase activity; ATP binding.
CUUGGCACAUUCUUACCGAGAAUAGUAAAGAAUUGACCGGUUGUUAUCAACAAAACCAAUUGCACUGUAACGCUUGGAGCUUUCAAUUGAGAUGGGUAAUUUCCCUAAGUUACCGGAAGGAACGGAACUUCCUGUUGGUACUCAUAAAGUUACAAUUGUUAAAUACCUAUCGGAAGGAGGAUUUGCGCAUAUCUAUAAAGUUAAGAUUGAUCCACCAGAAGAUGAUUCAGAUAUUGCAUGUUUAAAACGAGUAAUUGUACCGGAUAAAGCUGGAUUAGAUUUAUUAAGAAAAGAAGUAGAUGUUAUGAAAAUUUUACGACAUGGAAGAAACAUUGUUAAAUAUUAUGAUUCACAUGCUGAAAGACUUGAAAAUGGAACUUAUCAAGUAUUAGUUGUAAUGGAAUUAUGUCCCAAUAAAUCUUUAUUAGAUUAUAUGAAUGCUAAAAUUAAAACAAGAUUAAAUGAACGAGAAAUUUUAAAAAUUAUGUUUGAUAUUUCUUUAGCAUUAUAUGAAAUGCAUAGAUUAAAAAUGAUUCAUAGAGAUGUUAAAAUAGAAAAUGUACUUAUUGAUUCAAAACAUGAUUUUAAAUUAUGUGAUUUUGGUUCUACUUCACCUCCAGUAUUUCCUCCAAAGGAUCAACAAGCUUUUCAAGCUUUAAGUCAUGAUAUUUUAUAUCAUACUACCCCACAAUAUAGAGCUCCAGAAAUGAUUGAUUUAUAUAGAGGUUGGGUUAUAGAUGAAAAGGCAGAUAUUUGGGCAUUAGGAUGUUUUUUAUUUAAACUUUGUUAUUAUACAACUCCUUUUGAAGCCAAUGGUGAUAUUGCUAUACUUCAUGCAUCAUUUCAAUUUCCUCAAACUCCUAUUUACUCAGCUGAUUUAAAGAAUUUAAUUAUAAUAAUGUUACAAGAGAGUCCAUUAUUUAGACCUAAUAUUUUUCAAGUACUUAUAUUGAUUUGUACUAUGUCUUCAAUUGAUUUUAAAUCAAUUAAAGUAGAAGAUAUUUAUCAUCAUGGUCCUUAUAAUUUCCAAGCUUUGCAUAAUUAUCAACGUCAAAAGCAAUCAGAAUUACUUAAACGUCAAGAAGCUUAUUAUCCACAUCAAGCACAAUCCUUGGGAGGAUCGAAAAAUCCAAGUGCUGUGAGCUUAACUAACAAACAAUAUGAUAGUUCACCUAUAACUCCUAAUGCAUCACAGGGGGCUCCAAUUGUAUCAUCAAUGAGUCAAAUUGAUAAAAAUCAUCUUCAAAUACCUCAAAUUGCCGAUACUACACAUAUUCAAGGACAAGUACCUGUAUCUGUACCCGUAUCUGUACCUGUACCUGUGCCUAGUGAAGGGGGAUCUUCUAGAACAGCUUCAUCGUCACUUCACAAUGAAGUAGUAGCGGAUCCAGAACCAGAUGCAGACCUUGAUUUCGAUGAUCUGGACGAUUUUGCCGAUUUGAAUAAUGUCGAAGAGAGAUUCCCUUCAUUGGAUGAUUUACUUGGUGAACCCGUUAAGGAUAAAACCAAUAAAUCUGAAGAUGGUGAACCUGUGAACUCUACUGAUAUAAAUCCACCUACACAAGUAUCUAAUGAAGAUGAAGAAUUGAAAUUCCCUGAUAUUACUCAACUUCAAGUUGAUCCUCCUCAUUUAACUGAAGAGAAUUUGAAAAUCAAUAGAAAGAAAGUAGUAUCUGAGCAGAUAUAUGACAAGAAAGAAGCAUGGAUGGGAUUAAAAUCUCGAAUGGAUAAAAGUGCAGAACAAUUAGUAGAUGAUAUAUUUUCUAACCAAAGUAAAUCACCCUUACCUGAAGCACCAGCUCAAAAGACUAAUCAAAGUUCUAAAUCUGAAGUUAGUCUGAAAAAGAGUGUGGCUUCUGAGCCUGAAAUUCAACCCUCUGAAAACAUUAUUGAUGGUCAAGCAUCAGAGUCAAAGUUAGACAAUAUCGACUUAAUAGAUUUAUAUGCUACAGAACCUUCUGUCGUAAAAUCAUCUGAUCAACUUCAUAAAGUGAAAGAAGUUGUACCUUCUCAAGUACCUUUGAAAGAUCCCAAUGUUACUUCUUUCAUCCCAAGUAGAAGUAUCAGUUUGAAUACUUCAAUUUCAAAUCCCUUUCCUUAUACUCCUAUGGAUGGAUCUGUUAGUGAAGCUGCCGAUAGUACUGCUAAUAAAAGAACUUCAAGUUCGAAUCCUUGGGGAACUUUUAGAGCUCCUAGUAUACAACAAUAUAAAGUCAAUAAUAAGGAAAUACCUGCAACGGUAUUACCAAACCAAGAGAAUUUCAGCAUGAGUGAACUACUGGCCAUUAAAGUUCCUAACCCCAUCCCUAAAGAGAAUAUAACAAUAGAACCUAAUUUGAUAGAUUUAGAAGUUGGCUUAGACUCAUCAGCAUCUUCAGCCAAUACUCCUGUGCUUCAACCUCGUAUUCAUGGUCAAAGUCAAGGUCUAGGUCAAAAUCAAGAUAUUGCAGCAGUAGAAUCUGGAAUCUCCUUAUUAGAUUUAGAUUUGAGUGAAGAUAGCGACAUUAAACAAGAAUCCAAACCUUUUAAAAAGAGAAUCUCUUCUAUUCAAAAUCCUGCAAAUCUAAACUUUGAACAAGAAGUUAUUGAUUUUGCAUCCGAUGAUGAGAAUCCCGAUAACGGAUCUACCAUGAACCGAUUGAAAAUCCGAAAUUCUUUGAAAAAACCCAAAUCCAGAAGAUCUGGAGAACAUAAAAGGAAUGAGAGUAUAGCUAAUGAAGGUAAGAAGAGACUAUCAUUCUUUGGAGGUUCUAGUAGUACUUCGUAGUUUUAGUUAGAUUAGGAAAAUGCAUAGUAAAUUAAC